GAGAUGAAAAAAAUCAACGCGCCUUUAAAUAGAACCAUAUCGUCAUUCUGACUGCUAGAGCGAGACAGAUCCGCUCAGCAUCCAUUACCUCAACGCACGACAGAAGAAAUACACUUAUUAUUCGUUCAUUCUAAAACACUAUUCACAGUAAACAUGCCUAGCAAGAGAAAGAAGAACAAGCGCAGAAUGAGAAAAGUGCAUGCCCAGAGAAAGGCUCUGGAGGAGCGGUUCGCCUCCUCUGGAAAGGGAACCCCAGGAGUACGUGCUUUCCAUGCAAUUCCCUGCCAGUACCCUGAUCAAAUUCCAAUAGAGUGUCCUUUUACCGUUCCAAUUUCCCUCCCAGUGAUUGCUCCCAUUGACGUUCCUGCUGAAGUACCUGAAGUCGCAUUAGAAGUCCUAGUCACAGAUGCCAUCCAAGACAAAGUGGUGAAAGAUGCAGAGGACCUAAGACAAACCCCAGUUGAACCCCCUGCAAAAGAGCCAUAUGUGACAGAGGAAGGUGAAAGCAUUGUCAUUCCAGUAUCAGAGGUCACAUCUAUUGAUGAGCCAGUGUCGAUCCCUGCAGAAUCUGAGGUUCAGUUCGAGGACACUACACCUGUAGCCACAGAGACUCAUAUUGUAGCUCAGCCUGUUGAGAUUGAAACCAAGUGUGAAGAUGAAGCUGAGCUUCCUGCUGAGGAUCCUGUAGUAGAGAUGCCAGUGCCAGAGAUGGUGACUACAGCUGAAACUGUUGCUGCGGUUGAAACUGUGACAGAAACAGUAGUACCUGAAGUUGAGCCUGUUGCUGAUGCUGCAGUGGAAGUCGGUGUCUUGGAAGAACCUGCUGUUGAAGCCGAAGCCAUAACUGUUGAAAAUGAGCCUGCUGAAGUCAACACAGAAGUCAUGGAGGAUGUACACGCAGAGCCUGAACCAGAAGAGUUUCCAGUGGAAGCUGCGAUACCUGCAGAAGCUUUAGUGGAGCCAGAGCCUGAGCAGAAGCAGCAGCAGCCAGUCCUACUGGAAGAACCAACGCCUUCGGUCGAGUCCAAAAGUGACCCCAUCGCUGAAGUAUGUGUUGUGACUGAGUCAGUAGCGGUGGACCCAACCGUUGAAGAGGAGCAGACUCCUGAAACAACAACAGAUGCCCCCGAGGUUCUAUCAGAGACACUGUCAGAAACGAUUCCUCCUCCUGAGCCUGAGCCUCUGCCUGUGCCUGUAGCAAAGAUUAUACAAGCUCAAGAUGAAAUUAUGCCACAAGUAGAAACUGAAACUAUAAAGGAGUUGGCAGUGGCUGGUGGCCUAACUUUGGAUGCCAUAAAUGGAUGUCUGGGAGCUACCAAAGUUGCAAUUGAAGGUUAAAGUGCCUAUGUUUCAUAGGACAUAAAAAGUUGGCGAAACAUGAAACAUUGCAAAGUGCCUUUCUGUACUGAUUCUCUCCUCAACUAUGACAAGGAUGUGUGGCUGUUCUUCGCUGGUGGAGUUUUUCUGAGCUUCUGGCUAAUUUUCUUCAGUUUCCAUAUGCAUGUACAGUAGAAUUUGAUGCCGUUAUAUACAUUACAUACGUAGUAAAGUAAAAUGGAAGGGUGUUGCAAAUGUAUAUGUUUUUACUUGGACCCUUUUGUAAAGUGGAAUGAAUACUCCUUGUUCUAUUUGAUUAAAUGAUUUGUAGUGGAGUGCUUUGGAGCACGAUUUCAGACUAUACCAUCACAACAUCUCUUCUGUGCUUAUUUCAACCAUCCACAUGUGCCUUUUCCAAAUGAUAAAUAAAGGGAGUUUGAGGAUAAUUAGUCUUCCCAAAUUUAGCUGUAUGCAUUUCAUUUAGAUGAAAUUUUUGACUAAACUACCGCUAUGCUACAAGAUGCAAAUGACCCUUGGGUUUGAGUAUGGGGAUGCACUGUUGUUUAUCUAUCAGUGGCAAAACAUUUUAAAGACACAUAUCCAUUAAGGUAAAUAAAUGGAAACAUUUUGCCAAUUCACAAUUGUAAUAUCCAAAAUGCCUCGACUGUUAUCUGAAUUUAAACUUACUCAAUCUUCCUGUAUUUUAUGAUAAAUAAACGCCAGCAACAACAAAGUAAAUUUUGAUGGAAGGUCAAUCCACGGAGAAGAUACAGUAUUACUGCCGGGUUCAGAAUCCAGAGUGUCGAUUGGAGAUGAAGCAAUUCUCCUUCCAUCACAAAGCUUUUUUUAAAUCGAUCAACUCUAGCCAUUUCAGGUUUUACAUUUCUCACUUCAGACUCCCUUGCCUUCCCUCUCAACAGCUUUAUUUAUGAAGUUUUAGUGUCACAAAUGUUUGUGAACAAGUUAAGUGAAGAAAAAUACAUUGAAUAAAGAAAGAAUUAGCCAAGCA
Messenger RNA from Carassius auratus (goldfish), 2326 nucleotides. Its product is annotated as protein TsetseEP-like. The transcript has 12 exons. Lineage: Eukaryota; Metazoa; Chordata; Actinopteri; Cypriniformes; Cyprinidae. The record is from RefSeq and is a predicted model, not a curated record. Bases 154 to 1338 code for a protein of 394 amino acids.